This is a messenger RNA of Austrofundulus limnaeus, 5421 nucleotides long. It is a transcript of the gene insra, whose product is annotated as insulin receptor a. Gene Ontology annotation, cellular component: plasma membrane; insulin receptor complex; axon. Gene Ontology annotation, molecular function: insulin receptor activity; insulin receptor substrate binding; ATP binding. Gene Ontology annotation, biological process: protein autophosphorylation; positive regulation of phosphatidylinositol 3-kinase/protein kinase B signal transduction; positive regulation of kinase activity. The record is from RefSeq and is a predicted model, not a curated record. NCBI's taxonomy places the organism in Eukaryota, Metazoa, Chordata, Actinopteri, Cyprinodontiformes, Rivulidae.
ACUGGCGAAGAGCCUGGGAAGAAGGGGGAUCCUACAAGAGCUGGGAGACUCUACAAUCUACCUCUGUGUGUGGAGAAAAAGAAAGAAAUAAACAGAUUUUUUUAUUUUUAUUUUAAUGCACAUUUAAUCGUCGCCGCAGACAGCCGUGCAGAGCCUGAACACAAACGCGGCGACUUUUUUUUUUUCCUUUUCUUCAUUUUUAACUCCCAAAUAUGAAAACAGGAGAGAGGAGAGCUUCUGAGCCGCAACGAAGUCUGCCUGUCAGCUUAUUUACAGAGUGAAAUCUCUGCCAGGUCUGAAGACGACUUCUCAAGCUGACCCAGAAAAAACAACUUUUCUUCAAGUUGAAAAAGAAAAGAAAAACUUUUGUUUUCUGCUCGGAUUCUUUGGAGGGCUUGAGAAUUUUGUUUUUUACGAAAGACACGCGAACGCUACGCCACGCAAACAUCGAGUCAGCAGCUUCAAAAAUCUGAAUUCUUUUAUUAAAGAUCCCUUUUUUAUUGACAUUUUCACUCAUGCAUAUUUACAAUUUUUGAAAAAAAAAUUUUUUGGCUGCUGCUGAACGGGUUGUGGGCGGCACUUCUUAAUGUUUACUGUAAAGGUUGGUGAAAAGCUGCGCAAACUUCACUUGUGGCCUGGACCGAAGUGGGGUUAGCCAGGUUAGCUUCAGAGCUAACAUUAACGCUAGUGCUUCAGCUAAGCCAACAAGUCUGCUUUUUUUAAUUUUUGCGUAUAUUUGUGAACUCAAACAGGAUCCUUUUAUUAAGAAAACACGUUUAAGAAACUGUAAGGGCGCUCAUGAGGGAGCUUAUGUUCUUGCUGAUGUGAGGUAGUGGAGGUUUUUUCCGCGAAGUGGCUAACGUUAGCCAUCAUUAGCUUGUGUUUGAGUGAACACGUUGGACACGUUUCCUCCGCCCAUCUUCCGGGAUGUCUUUUAUUUGUUUUUGUUUACCUGUUGGCCCGCGCCGUAAAACAAACCCAGUUUCCUGAGCGUGUAUCUGUCGCAGCUUGAACCGUCCUCCUCGCCCGGGAUUGUUGUGUUAUUUUAGCCGGGAGUGGAGCGGUGGAUGGUGUCAACGAUGUGGCUCCGGACUUUGUGUUUUGUUUUGGCCGCAGUCUGCUGCGUCCUGAUGAGCUGCCAUCAAGCGUGCGGAGAAAUUUGUCCAAGCAAGGACAUUCGCAACAAUGUGACCAACCUGCGAACGCUUGAGAACUGCACUGUGAUCGAAGGCCACCUGAAGAUCUUACUCAUGUUUAAGACCAAGCCCGAGGAUUUCCGAGGCGUCAGUUUCCCCAAGCUGAGAGUGGUGACCGACUACCUGUUGCUCUUCAGAGUUUACGGCAUGGAGAGCCUCAGCAAUCUCUUCCCCAACCUGACGGUGAUCCGAGGCAACAACCUGUUCUUCAACUACGCUCUGGUGCUGUUCGAGAUGCUCCAGCUGCGAGAGAUCGGCCUCCACAGCUUGAUGAACAUCACCAGAGGAGCCGUGAGGAUCGAGAAGAACCCGGACCUCUGCUACCUCUCCACACUGGACUGGUCCAAGAUCCUGGACUCGGUGGAGGACAACUACAUCAUGGCCAACAAAAACGACAGAGAGUGCGGCGACGUCUGCCCAGGGGCGUCCGUUGGAAAGACCACCUGCCAGGCCACAACCAUCAACGGACACUUCAGCGAGCGCUGCUGGACGCAGAGCCACUGUCAAAAAAUGUGUCCCUCUCACUGCAAACACCGAGCCUGCAAAGACGACCAGUGCUGCCACGAGCAGUGCCUGGGCGGCUGCAGCCGGUCCAACUCGGCCAGUCACUGCGUGGCGUGCCGCGGCCUCCAGUACGAGGGCACGUGCGUGGACCGCUGCCCGAACGACCACUUCAUCUACAAGGGCUGGCGCUGCGUUUCCACCGCCUUCUGCCAGGAGCUGCACAACAGGUGCAGGCAGGAAAAGGAGAAGAACAAGAUCACUGAUUGCCACGACUACGUCAUCCAUAACGGUGCCUGCAUCCCCGAGUGCCCCUCCGGCUACUCCAUAGGCAACUCCUCGCUCCACUGCAAACCCUGCGCAGGACCUUGUCCCAAAGUGUGCAGGGGUCUGAAAACGGUGGACUCCGUCACUGCCGCCCAGGCUUUAAGAGGCUGCACGGUUCUCAACGGGAGCCUGGUUAUCAACCUGCGGGGAGGAAACAACAUCGCAGCUGAACUGGAGGCCAGUCUGGGCCAGCUGGAGGAGAUCACUGGCUACCUGAUGGUGCGACGGUCCUACGCCCUCGUGUCCCUCUCAUUUUUCCGUAAACUCCGUGUUAUUCGUGGGGAGGAGCAGGAAAUCGGGAACUACUCCUUCUAUGCCCUGGACAACCAGAACCUCCGGCAGCUCUGGGACUGGUCCAAGCACAAGCUAACCAUCCUGCAGGGGCGCAUUUUUUUCCACUACAACUCCAAGCUCUGCAUGUCGGAGAUCCGUGAGAUGGAGAACGUGACGGGAACCAAAGGGCGGCAGAGCACCAACGACAUCGCUCUCAAGACCAACGGGGACCAGGCCUCAUGUGAGAACCAUCGGUUGAAGUUCACCCAGAUCCGAACCAUGAGCGAUAAGAUUAUGAUCAAGUGGGAACCCUUCUGGCCGCCAGACUUCAGAGACCUGCUGGGCUUCAUGGUGCUCUACAAAGAAGCACCUUUUCAGAACGUAACAGAGUUUGAUGGGCAAGACGCCUGCGGCUCCAACAGCUGGGUGAUUGCAGAUGUGGACCCUCCGCGGCGGGCCACGGAUGGGGAGAGGGAGCAGAUUGAACCGGGUCACCUCAUCAUGCCUCUGAAGCCCUGGACGCAGUACGCCAUAAUGGUGAAGACCCAGCUGUCUGCGUCUGACGAUCACCAGGUCCUCGGAGCCAAAAGCGACAUCAUCUACGUCCGCACCAACGCCACCAAACCGUCAGUCCCACUGGACCCCAUCUCCUCGUCCAACUCCUCCUCACAGAUCAUCUUGAAGUGGAAACCUCCCAAUGACCCCAACGGAAACAUCUCUCACUACCUGGUUUUCUACCAGCGGCAGCCCGAAGCCAGCGAGCUCUACAAGUUUGACUACUGCCAGAAGGGGAUGAAGUUACCGUCGCGGGUGCCCACUCAGGUGGACAGCGACGAGGAGCAGAAGUGGAACCAGACCGAGGAGCAGGGCCAGGGGACGAGAUGCUGCGCCUGCCCGAAAACCGACAAGGAGCUCAAGAAGGAGAAGGAGGACUCAGAGUACCGAAAGACCUUUGAGAAUUACCUUCACAACGAAGUCUUUGAGAUCAAACGCUCCAGGCAUAGGCGCUCCAUGGUGGGCAUCGCCAACCGAACGCACCCCUUCCUCACCACCGCCCCCAGCCCGACCGGGGCCACGGGCAUCCCGGACGACGAGGACGAGGAGAACUUCGAAGGCACCAAGACGAUGGUCUUCGUCCCUAACAAGGAGACCACGGUCAUCUCCGGCCUGCGCCACUUCACCAGCUACCAGAUCGAAAUCCACGCCUGCAACCACCCCACGGAACAGACCCGCUGCAGCAUGGCGGCGUACGUCAGCGCCCGCACCAUGCCCGAGGAUAAAGCUGAUGAUAUCUUGGGUCCCAUCACUCACGACGUGUCAGAAAACACGGUGCACAUAAGUUGGCACGAACCUGCAGCCCCCAACGGUAUCAUCAUCCUGUAUGAAGUGAACUACAAGAGACAGGGAGACUCUGAGGAACUGCACUACUGUGUGUCGAGGAACAUGUACAGAUCUAUUAAAGGUUGCAGACUGAAAGUGAUGCAUCCUGGGAAUUACACUGUGAGGAUUCGGGCCACCUCUCUGGCUGGAAACGGAUCUUGGACCGAACCUACUUUCUUCUAUGUUCAAGAUCCAAGCGAUCCUCUCUACAUUGUGAAGAUCAUCAUCGGGCCGAUCAUCUGCGUCAUCCUCCUGGUGCUUGUGUCCGGCACAGGAUUUAUCCUGUUCAGUAAGAGUCAAACUCAAGGGCCUAGUGGUCCCAUUUACGCCUCUUCAAAUCCUGAGUAUCUCAGCACUAAUGACGUGUACGAGGAGGACGAGUGGGAGGUGCCCCGCGAUAAGAUCAACAUCCUGCGCGAGCUGGGGCAGGGCUCCUUCGGCAUGGUCUACGAGGGCAUCGCCAAGGACAUCAUCAAGGGCGAGGGGGAGACGCGGGUGGCGGUGAAGACGGUGAACGAGUCGGCCAGCCUGCGGGAGAGAAUCGAGUUCCUGAACGAGGCCUCGGUCAUGAAGGCCUUCAGCUGCCAUCAUGUGGUGCGUCUGCUGGGCGUCGUAUCGAAGGGCCAGCCCACGUUAGUGGUGAUGGAGCUGAUGACCCACGGAGACCUGAAGAGCUACCUGCGCUCCCUGCGACCCGACGCUGAGAAUAACCCUGGACGUCCUCCGCCCACCCUGAAGGAGAUGGUCCAAAUGGCGGCAGAGAUCGCAGACGGCAUCGCCUACCUCAACGCCAAGAAGUUCGUCCACAGAGACCUGGCAGCCAGAAACUGCAUGGUGGCUCACGAUCUGACCGUCAAAAUCGGAGACUUCGGUAUGACCAGAGACAUCUACGAGACGGACUACUACAGGAAGGGAGGGAAGGGCCUGCUGCCGGUCCGGUGGAUGGCUCCUGAGUCUCUGAAGGACGGCGUCUUCACCGCAAAUUCAGACUGCUGGUCGUUCGGGGUGGUGCUGUGGGAGAUCAGCACUCUGGCUGAGCAGCCGUACCAGGGCCUGUCCAACGAGCAGGUCCUCAAGUUCGUCAUGGACGGAGGCUUCCUGGACCGGCCUGACAACUGCGCUGACAGACUACACAACCUGAUGCAGAUGUGCUGGCAGUACAACCCCAAGAUGCGGCCCACCUUCCAGGAGAUCAUCGAGAUGCUGAAGGACGACCUGCACCCCACCUUCCGCGAGGUCUCCUUCUUCUACAGCGAGGAGAACAAGCCGCCGGAGUGCGAGGACUUCGACCUGGACAUGGAGAACAUGGAGAGCAUCCCGCUGGACCCCUCCUCGUACUCGCACAACGAGCAGUGCUCGGACAGGGACGAGCUGUCCUCCAUGGGACUGAGGGGCAGCUACGAGGAGCACCACAUCCCGUUCACGCACAUGAACGGGGGCAAGACCAACGGACGGAUACUGGCCCUGCCGCGGUCCAGCCCCUCCUAACAAACAACACACCCAGGAGCAGAUUCAAAUCUAUUUUUCUCUUCUUCUUUUUUUUUGUUCCAAUUUUAUAGAAAUCUCACUUUUAUCACUUUCUCCUCAGACGCCCCUCAAUGCAAAACUCAGGACCUUAUUUUUCUCUCCAGAUGCCACAAACACUACAGAAAGUCCACGCACAGCGGACGCCUCGAGACACUUUUUUUGUAUUUAAGGACAAAUCUCCUGCGUCUCUUAUUGUUCAUGAUUGUACUUUAUAUAU